Molecule: messenger RNA, 1922 nt
Organism: Physcomitrium patens
Lineage: Eukaryota; Viridiplantae; Streptophyta; Bryopsida; Funariales; Funariaceae
Product: histone H3-like centromeric protein CENH3
Cellular component (GO): nucleosome
Molecular function (GO): structural constituent of chromatin; protein heterodimerization activity; DNA binding
Source: RefSeq, a predicted model, not a curated record
AAUCUAGGGUUUCGAUCGCAGCAAAUCAACGGGCAAUCGCGGUUUCCUCACGUGAUUGGGCGUCAAGCCUCCACAGUUCCAUUCGCGGUGUCCUCAAACCCAAGCACACUCUGCACAUCUCUGUUGUAGCACACACAUGAAGCUGCCCCUUCAUCAAUCCAAACGUAAAGUGUAAGCCCUCGGCGAUCUCUCCGCCUACAAGUCCACACUUCCACCAUCGUUGUACCCACCUCUCAAAUCUGAAACCUGGCAGCAAAAGAACCCACAACUCCAAUCGGACAUUCAAAGAGAAUGCGAGCAUGGAUGAUCCACAAGCUGCUGCGACGCGACUCAGAGGCAGCAGCAGCUUUGCCACACUCGCAAAUGCCUCGACAUUCGAGAGAGAGAUGGAAGCAUGUCGUGAGACAAGCACAGGACGCGGAGAAUGGAGGAUGUGAUGCAAGCGGCAAAUUGUUUUGGACUCAGUGGGGGGUUGUUGCAUACAACGCCGCCGUGCUCGCGGUCUGGCAGCAUUAAGCUUCGGAAGACUGCGAUCGGUUGCAAUGCUGGCGGUUAUAUUGUAGACGCGGAAGGGACCGUUGGGGGAUGUCGCCAAAUAAGGGCCACUCUGGCAGAUGUUGGAUCUAAGAGAGGUCUAGAUAGGGAGCUUGUGGGCGGGGCAUGAGGGGGGUUUUACGGUUUCCCGCUCGAAAUCGUGGCUUCGUCAGACUCCAUCUGUGGGAAUGCCGACCCUGCUUCGACCAUAUUUUGCCGCCAGACCCUUCGCUUUGGUUUUUUGUCCAAAAGGUGGGACAAGGAUGGUCACGAUCCGAGAGAGGGAGGCAUCGGAAGGAGAGUGGCAGUAUUGAACCAGUGGAAGAAUUAAGUCAACUUAGUCAGCGAGCGUCUGUAAUGGAUUUGCUGAAGUACUUUGGUAGCUAUGGCCUUUGUGGGUUUAUUUGAGAUUGUCUUGAGACUGAAGGACGAGGUUACUUCCUUCGUUGAACGCUGUUGGCGGGUGUGUGUUGGCGCUGCGUUUGAGUUUCAAGCAUGGGUGGUAAGGAAAUGAGAAGUAGGAUCGUAGCGAUGGGUCUCAGGUGGAUUAGAGAAUCAAGGUGGCAGGUGCACUUCUGUGAGUGGUAGUUAAAAGAGAAGCAGCAGAGAGGGGUGCAGCUAUGGCAAGAAGGAAAACUACCCCUGUACAUGGCAACCACCGAGCUUCUACUAGCUCUGUUGGUGGAGCUGCGGUGAGGCCCAGGAAGCCGCACCGAUGGAGACCCGGGACCAAGGCAUUGCAAGAGAUCCGCCAUUAUCAAAAGACGUGCGACCUUCUCAUCCCUCGACUACCUUUUGCCCGCUAUGUGAAGGAAAUUACGAUGAUGUACGCUAGUGAUGUUUCCCGGUGGACUGCGGAAGCUUUGACCGCUCUCCAAGAGGCCACUGAAGAUUAUAUGUGCCAUUUGUUUGAAGACACCAAUUUGUGUGCUAUCCAUGCUAAGCGAGUAACCAUAAUGCCGAAGGAUCUGCAGUUGGCCAGACGACUACGAGGUGCCAUUGUUUGAAGUAUGAGGAUGCUUUCAUUCAUGUGAUAUAAUGUUCCAAUAGCCUCUCUUAGAUUUAAAUGUAGAAAACAUAGGUAAACCCCCCUUUUAAAUGUUCGUAGAAAAGAUAGAGUUCACAGUUGAUGACAAGAAGUAGAAUUCCAAUUCAACAAGUGCAUAGGAAUGUCAAGUUGUAUUAGCUCAGUAAAGGCCGGACUGUGAAGGAUUUUAAGCUUCGUUUUUCGAACAGGUGCUCAUUCAUUAAUGAAGCAGCACGGAAUGUCUAUCAAGGAAUUUUUCGGAGAGCCCUGUUAUCUGUCGCCCCAACCUCCGGGUUGUUUGCUUUUCUCAAGUUUCCCAGAACACGAGGCACUAAUUGCAUUAACCGUGUUCAACUGUAAA